Molecule: messenger RNA, 1263 nt
Organism: Lobosporangium transversale
Lineage: Eukaryota; Fungi; Mortierellomycota; Mortierellomycetes; Mortierellales; Mortierellaceae
Exons: 3
Coding region: 82-1083 (333 amino acids)
Cellular component (GO): endoplasmic reticulum
Molecular function (GO): protein-folding chaperone binding; misfolded protein binding
Source: RefSeq, a predicted model, not a curated record
CAUCGUUCAUUCUUCAUUGGAAAGUCAACAAUACACGACUCCCUCAAGGCCAGUAUUUAUUAUUUCAGCGUCUAAAAGGCAAUGGAGGCGUACACAGGACUAUUCGGUUGGGCAUUUUUGCCUUCAAUAGCAACAGGCAUACUUCAAUCCAUCUGGUACUCCUUAAAGUAUCCCGUUGACUCUGGAGCCAAACCAGCACCCAACACACCUAAAUACCGUCGCCACUACAACCGCAUCUACUGUGCAGUUGUCCUCGCUUACUUGGCAUAUACAAUAAUUGAAGUCGACAGAGCUACGCAGACCAAUUGCUAUGAUCUGCUUGAUCUGAAUUUUCAUACAUUUUCUCAGAAGCAGCUCAAGACAAGUUUUAGGAAAGCAUCCCUUACAUUCCAUCCAGAUAAAGUCGGGCAGGCUGGUGCAGAUACGUUCAUUCGCAUCAGAGCGGCACAUGAGGUCCUGAGUGAUCCAGUAGUCAAAUCGGCAUACGAUCGAUUUGGACCAGACGUUAUCACUUGCACAACUUGCAAGACUAUUAAGGAUCACAUCACACGUGGCCUCUCGUCGUUUUAUACAUACUAUCUUAGUACUGGAGCUGUCUUAGUACUGAUGAGUCUUAUUGGAAAGGGACAAUUUGGACGAUAUUGGCGCUUUGUUGUGCUCUUUGGGAUGGCUGGAUUGGAACUAGCUAUGGUGACCCGUUCAAAACCGCUCACGUCCCUGUCCUAUAUUAUACCCCACCGUGUUACCUUUGAACAGAUCGCUAUCCUUCACCAAGCUUUCAUUUCAACUUUCAUUGCGAUCUCUCAGAUCGGACCAAUUCUAGUCCCUUCGAAAGAGCAAGAAAAGAACAACAUGAAGGCUCUGAUUGACCGCCUAGAACUGCUAACCGCACUUUCAAAUGCUGAAUCAAUUGGACAGCUGCAGAGUACAUUCGAUGCUUUUAGAGGCAGUGAGACAAAUAUGGCGCUUCUUAAGCGACAGAUGAGCAUGAUGGCAUUGGACACACGAUUAAUGCAGGACCAGUUGCUAAACGAAGCUCGGAACGCUGCCCAGCGACGGCUGAUACAGAGGAAGAGCACAUAGCCUGAAUUAACCAGCAAGUUAGCAUUCAUAUUUUAUAUUAUUCAAAGUAGUAUUCUGAAAGUUGGAGUGAACACUGACUAACUGUUAAGUCGCUCCUGUUCGUAAAAUAGCGUUCUUCAUAUAAAAUUAUUCAGUUUCUUAGGCAUGUAGAGCAACCAAUUGUUAAUUAUUGUUCCGUAC